AUGGAUGAAAAGCUUGAACUAAGUGCUAAUUGUGGACGUAUUCGAUCCAAAGAGGACGAAGAAGCAUUGGACAAAAAAAUUGCUGAAAUUCGAAAAAAGAAUCAAUUGAUCGAACAAAGGAAAGAAGUUGUGGAAGAAGAUCGAGCAAAUUUUGUCAAUGAAUAUGGCAAAAUGAGCCUUUAUGAUAGAGCAAAAGGGACAAUGUACAGAAAUAAAGAAACGUUAAAAUCUCGAAAACCUGGAGAAUGGGAUCGAGAAUGGGAUGCUGGAAAACUAAGUGUUGAAAAUUGGAAAGAGAAUGUACCUGAUAUUGACAAUAGUAAAGGAACAAAUGCGCAUUUUUUACGUCGAUCAAAGAAUCGUAGUAAUGGUUGCAAAAGUAACAAUAGCGCCACAUCAAAAAAAGUAGCUGAAAUUAAGGAGAAGAAGCAGAAGCUAGAAGGCGCUAAAGAUGCACAAACAAUUGUUAAAUGUAAAAGUAAUAAUGAUAAUGAUAACGAUAGCGAUGAUAACAACAAUGAUAAUAAUAACAAUAAUAAUGAUGACAAUGGCAAAAUUAACAACAAUUUUAAAAAGUUAUCAACAACAAUCGUUAGCGCUGCUAAUGCUUCUUCAACGAUGCCAACUCGAUCAAUUAUCAAAGAAUACGGAAACAAUGAUAAGGAUGUGAUUGUGAUGGAAGAUGUUAAAAAUUUGUUGGAUGAAAUUUUAUCGGAAAUGAAAUGA
Brugia malayi is the source of this 726-nucleotide messenger RNA. RefSeq lists its product as uncharacterized. The transcript is spliced from 6 exons. The record is from RefSeq and is a predicted model, not a curated record. The coding region runs from base 1 to 726 and encodes 241 amino acids. NCBI's taxonomy places the organism in Eukaryota, Metazoa, Nematoda, Chromadorea, Rhabditida, Onchocercidae.